Messenger RNA from Anolis sagrei ordinatus, 2158 nucleotides. It is a transcript of the gene PABPC1L, whose product is annotated as poly(A) binding protein cytoplasmic 1 like. The record is from RefSeq and is a predicted model, not a curated record. Gene Ontology annotation, molecular function: poly(U) RNA binding; mRNA 3'-UTR binding; poly(A) binding. Gene Ontology annotation, cellular component: ribonucleoprotein complex; cytosol; nucleus. NCBI's taxonomy places the organism in Eukaryota, Metazoa, Chordata, Lepidosauria, Squamata, Anolidae.
UUGCAUGGGAGUAACUAGGUUUUGCUUCACUUCCAAAGUUACACUUCAUGAUUGACCAUGAAUGCUAGUGGCCCAGGAUAUCCAUUAGCCAGCCUCUAUGUGGGGGACUUACAUCCGGACGUGACUGAAGCCAUGUUGUAUGAGAAAUUCUCACCUGCUGGACCAAUCAUGUCCAUCAGAGUUUGUCGAGAUGUUGCUACACGUCGAUCUCUAGGUUAUGCUUAUAUAAACUUUCAGCAGCCUGCUGAUGCUGAGCGGGCCUUGGAUACCAUGAAUUUUGAAGUUAUAAAGGGUCGGCCCAUUCGCAUCAUGUGGUCCCAGCGAGAUCCAGGACUCAGGAAAUCAGGUGUUGGCAACAUCUUCAUUAAGAAUCUGGAUGAUUCUAUUGACAACAAAGCCUUGUAUGAUACCUUCUCCGCCUUUGGGAAUAUUCUUUCUUGCAAGGUUGUUUCUGAUGAAAACGGAUCCCGGGGUUAUGGAUUUGUCCAUUUUGAGACCCAAGAGGCAGCAAACAGAGCGAUUGCCACAAUGAAUGGAAUGUUACUCAAUGACCGAAAGGUUUUUGUUGGUAAUUUUAAAUCUCGACGUGAGCGUGAAGCUGAAUAUGGAGCCAAGGCAAUGGAAUUCACUAACGUUUACAUCAAGAACUUUGGAGAAGAUAUGAGUAAUGAGAGGCUGCAAGAAACAUUUGCAAUAUUUGGAAAGACAUUGAGUGUCAAAGUCAUGACGGAUAACAUAGGCCGUUCAAAAGGGUUUGGGUUUGUCAACUUUGAGAAACAUCAGGAUGCUCAGAAGGCUGUUGAAGACAUGAAUGGGAAGGAAAUCAACGGCCGAAUGUUGUACGUUGGCAGAGCUCAGAAGAGGAUGGAACGUCAGAGCGAGCUGAAACGUAAAUUUGAACAAAUCAAACAGGAAAGAGUGAGCAGAUACCAGGGAGUUAACCUGUAUGUAAAGAACCUGGAUGAUGGGAUUGAUGAUGAGCGGUUGAGGAAAGAAUUCUCUCCCUAUGGAACCAUCACCAGUGCUAAGGUGAUGACAGAGGGUGGACACAGCAAAGGUUUUGGGUUUGUAUGUUUUUCCUCACCUGAAGAGGCCACAAAGGCGGUGACUGAAAUGAACGGGAAGAUUGUCAGCACCAAGCCUUUAUAUGUUGCCCUAGCCCAAAGGAAAGAGGAAAGAAAAGCCAUUCUGACCAACCAAUACAUGCAGAGACUGGCUACUCUCAGAACCUUGCCUGGCCCACUCUUCUGCUCCUUCCAACCUCCUCCGGGUUACUUUGUGUCUUCCAUUCCACAGCCACAACCCAGAACUCCUUACUAUAAUGCAAGCCCAGUUGCCCCAGUCCGUCCUGCUCCCCGUUGGAAUGGACAGUCCUCCCGGCCUCCUUCAUCCUAUCACACAGCCACACCGAUCCUGAGAACCAACGCACCUCCUAGACGCAUCCUGAAUAACAUCAGCACUAUGAGACAAGCAUCCACUCAAGUCCCCAGAGUACCACCCAACACACAGAGAAUGGCUAACAUAGGAACCCAGACUGUCAGUGUUCGGGCACCCUCCCCACCAACCUUCUCACGUGGAAUCUCACAGUACAAGUAUUCUUCAGCAGUGAGGAACAUCCAACCCUUGAAUGCAAUGCCACCCAUACCAAUGCAGCAGGUUGUAGAACCAGCUGUUCAUAUUCAUGGCCAAGAGCCACUGACGGCAUCAAUGUUGGCUGCAGCCCCUCCUCAAGAGCAAAAGCAAAUACUUGGUGAACGUCUCUACCCGCUAAUUCAUGCAAUGCACCCAUUCUUGGCUGGAAAGAUUACGGGCAUGUUGUUGGAGAUUGAUAACUCUGAGCUGUUGCUUAUGCUGGAGUCACCGGAAUCUCUCCAUUCUAAGAUUGAAGAAGCAGUUGCUGUACUACAAGUUCAUCAGAUGUCUGAAUCAUCACACAAUAGUGCAUCAACAGCAUUCCUCCAGUGAUGAAGGUGGAAGAACUAGGAAAAGGAAGGUGGACAUCCCUGCUGAAGCAAGCAGCACCACGGAUGAAAUGCUUCCUCUGUUUGCUGUAAAAACUUUCUGCAUAGUGUAUAUACACAGGUUCACACGGAAACGUAGCUCUAUAUGAUUACACUUUAGUUGUAUGCUUCAGAUCCAUUUCAAACUUGUUUUCAUU